This is a messenger RNA of Protopolystoma xenopodis, 396 nucleotides long. Lineage: Eukaryota; Metazoa; Platyhelminthes; Monogenea; Polystomatidea; Polystomatidae. The record is from the annotation of a GenBank genome assembly.
GGCGGCUCGGCCGGUGAACCGACCGGCCUGACGGGACUCGAGCUGGCCUGGUCCGUGCCGAGCCGCGAGGCCUCGGCGUCGCAUCAUAACGAGGUUGGCUCGCCAUUCUGGAUCGAGGAAUACCAAGUGGUGAUCCUGUCGCAGGAGGCCAACAGACCGGCCAGCGACGCCGCCUGGCCCGGCGCUCUUGUCCGAGCUCGAAGCCGAGCUCGAACUCGAGCCCGAACAGUUCGAGCGCCGAGCUCGCCGGCGGCCAGAGCUGGGCAGAAGAUGGAGGGCGGGCGGAGCAGGCCGGCGGCCAAACAGACGGCCUGGCACUACUUCCUGACGGAGACGUCGAUGCAGCUCUCCAAUUUGCCCGUAGGCAGCACUCUACAGAUUUGGGUGAGCCAAUGA